AUGGCGACCACCGACCACGACGAAGGAUCGCUCCUCGACCGCGCGAUAGACUGGAAUGGUUCCAUUAGCGACAUGGUUGACAUCUGCUGUGAUCUCGUGAUCGACUUCAACGAGUCGGAUACCGAUGCCGCUGAGGUCGCAGUACGAAAAGUGUGCGCGGUUCUCCUUGAGCGUGCAGAUCUUCCAGAAGUGUUUCGCGCGCAAUACCUCGUCUUCCUGGUGGCGACAGAAGAUGAUGGCGACUGGGCUGCCAUGCGGUCCCAACUGGCAGCCGCAGAGACUGCAGUCGCGCAAGCAUACUGUCCCAUCGCCUAUGAGCAUGCCAAGUGUCUCGACACCGUGAGACUGGCGGAAACAAUUCAGAGCAUUAUCGAACAAGUAGACGCAGAGUUGCUCGCGCCAACAGGCUCGCCUCCGUUCCCACACGACUCCGCGAAUUCAUUCCCGAAGUCCACAGAAGAGGUCGAGAAGAGAGGGAAUGAGCAGAAGGAGAAGGAGAAGCAUGAAGAGGGAAAGAACAAGGGCGAAGAAGACAAGAAGGACGAGCUGCUACAUCAGGCAAGCGAGCCAGCGUUGCGGAGGAGUUCGGAGCUCUGA
This is a messenger RNA of Zymoseptoria tritici IPO323, 597 nucleotides long. RefSeq lists its product as uncharacterized. The transcript has 2 exons. The coding region runs from base 1 to 597 and encodes 198 amino acids. NCBI's taxonomy places the organism in Eukaryota, Fungi, Ascomycota, Dothideomycetes, Mycosphaerellales, Mycosphaerellaceae. The record is from RefSeq and is a predicted model, not a curated record.